CAACCCUCUCGUGGAGUGAGCCGAGCGAAAGUACCACAAUGAAAUAUCAUAUUUUCUUAGGUUUCUUUGCUGUGGUCGCAGCCUACCCUGGUUUCAUCCAUGAGCAGUAUCCUCAAGUCGAGGAGAAGUACGAUCAUCAGGGUUUGAUCGGAGAGUCAGGGCAUUCCCAUCAGAUACAGCAUGAACAUGCAAAGUCGCACCAGUCUAUUAAGUUUGAACACUUCCACCCGGUGCCCGUGUAUGUGAAGAAAGAGCACAGUCAUCUUCUGAAGCAUCCUCUUGAGAAGGGAACUAGCGAGCAAAAUUUGAAACAGAUUCACCCUGAGGCACAGCACAACCACGGUGGCGGUCUGGUGCUUGAGGACCACAGACUCGACACAGAACAUCUCGCUGCCAGCCUCGGCCACGGUGGCUAUGAACAAGGCCUCGAGCACGGAGGAUACGAAUCAUUGGGUGGAUACGAAGGAUCCGAAGGCUUGAAGGCUUACGCUGAGCUCCAGCAGCCCCAGUCUGAAGGACAUUACUACCCUGAACACAGCCAAGGUGUGUCAGGAGAGAGCUCUGAAGGUUACAAAUACGAAGGCUACAACUAAUCACAUUUAUUUUAAAAUAUUUCAACGGGCAUAUCCGUGGAGUCUGUCUCCACUAUCUAAAAUUAUUUUAGGUUAACGUCUUGCCUGUAUCCGUUGUAUUAAGAUAAGAUCUAGUUGACGAACUGAUAUUUCGAUUGCUUUAAGCUUUUGUGGUUGUUAAGGCUUCGUAUUUUGAACGCUACGUACCUGAGAUAGAUGUAAUCAGUGAAUCGUUGAGAGCAUUUUUAAGGAAUUGCUGAAAUUAAAUUAAAUUUUGUUAAAUUUUUUGAAUGUGGAUUUGUAUGAGAAAAUUAAAUUAUGAAUGGCAUUAGUUAUUCUUGGUGUUUCGUAGAAAAUUCUGUCGAUUAUUGUACUGUAUGACUGUGUCUGUUUGAUUGUUACUUUUAUUGUUCGAAUGAUUAUUUGAUUUUUCUUUAUUGUGACUUAGAGUGUAUUGCUGCGUUCCAGUUUAAUUGUGAUAUUAAUAAAAUGUUGAAUUGAAAA
Papilio xuthus (Asian swallowtail) is the source of this 1076-nucleotide messenger RNA. NCBI's taxonomy places the organism in Eukaryota, Metazoa, Arthropoda, Insecta, Lepidoptera, Papilionidae. The record is from RefSeq and is a predicted model, not a curated record.